Molecule: messenger RNA, 1419 nt
Organism: Mycotypha africana
Lineage: Eukaryota; Fungi; Mucoromycota; Mucoromycetes; Mucorales; Mycotyphaceae
Product: beta-lactamase/transpeptidase-like protein
Exons: 3
Coding region: 1-1419 (472 amino acids)
Source: RefSeq, a predicted model, not a curated record
AUGCUCUCGUGGGUCUCCUUCGUCACACUAGUCAUACCUAUUACAUCUUAUAUUCUUUACCAAGCUGUCAAUAAAGCGCCCUUCUUGAGCCUUUCUUGUGCUAUUACUGGUUUCGUCAAUUGUCCACCUUCGAAUAUUCCUAUUCAUGGCUUUAUUGCUGACGAAUAUGAACCUGUCAAGGAUAUAUUCAUCAAUAACUUUCGAAAAGGAUUAGAUGUAGGUGCAGGCUUAUCUGUCUAUGUAGACGGCCAGCAAGUUAUUGAUCUUUAUGGUGGCUGGCGAGAUCGAGAAAAGGGAAUCGAAUAUACCAAUGAGACCAUACAAAUGGUUUUCUCAAGCACAAAAGCCUUGAGUGCCAUCAUUAUUGCACAAAUGGUCGAUCAAGGUAUUUUAGAUUACGACGAAAAGAUCUCAACCUACUGGCCUGAAUUUGCUCAAGGCAAUAAAGAGAAUGUUACUUUAAUGGAUUUGAUGCGACAUACAGCUGGCGUUGGCGGUUUCGAUCUUCCUUUAAAUUACUCAGUCGCCACCGACCCAGAACGCUUUGCCCAAUUCUUGGCUGCUCAACCUCACAAUUUCAACGGCACCCCUAUUCACUCUUACCAUGCCAUCUCACAAGGCUGGUAUCAAAACGAAAUCCUCAAGCGUGUUGAUCCAACAGCUUCAACACCCAAGCAGGGUCGAACCAUUGAUGAUUAUGCACAUGCAUUCAAUGACAUUUAUCACAUCGAAUGGUACCUUAAGCCCGAUGCCACCGAGGGCCCUGAGGUAAUUCAGCGCAUUGCUCCCUAUUAUGAGAUGUCCUACGUUCAAAAAAUGUGGCCUACACUGCGAACCUAUCUUGAUCCGCGCAUCAAGGAUAAAAGCUUCGUGAAGUCAUUGUUUGAUAAAGACAGUAUGUACACAAAGACGCUUAUUCACCCGAAGGUGGAUCAAUAUGAAGGUGUCAUCAAUAAUAAAAAGCCAAAGUACCGUGUUAUUGAAGGGCCUUCUUACUCAGGCCAUUCCAAUGCACGUUCCAUGGCAAAGUUGGGAGCCAUGAUGGCCAAUAAGGGUAAGGCGAUCGUAAACGGCGAGCCUGAUUUAUUCAAGAACCCAUCGACCUUCGAAGAGGCUACAAAGCUUUUAACCGAAUUCGAAAUUGAUUCUACCUUGCCCAAUAUCCCUAUGGUCAAUGAAAGGGGAGGAUUUCUGAUGUUUACUAGAGAUUCAUUUAACCUAUCAGAUCCAGAAGCUUAUUUUGAAGGUGGAUGUGGAGCAGGUGGAUCUCUUUUCUUCUACAAUCAAAAGUACAAGAUAGCUCUCGGAUAUACAACGAACGCCUACUAUCCUGGUGGGGAAGCAGAUGUAAGAACUAUUCCUAUCGUCGAAGCCAUUUUUGAGAUUGUAAAAAAAAACAAAAAGGACAUGAAUGCUUAA